Messenger RNA from Mercenaria mercenaria, 327 nucleotides. Its product is annotated as dynein light chain 2, cytoplasmic-like. Lineage: Eukaryota; Metazoa; Mollusca; Bivalvia; Venerida; Veneridae. The record is from RefSeq and is a predicted model, not a curated record. Bases 1 to 327 code for a protein of 108 amino acids. Gene Ontology annotation, biological process: microtubule-based process. Gene Ontology annotation, cellular component: dynein complex. Gene Ontology annotation, molecular function: dynein intermediate chain binding; dynein light intermediate chain binding. The transcript is spliced from 2 exons.
AUGGCUGUUCCACAUUUCCGAAAUGUUACAACAGCAGUCGUGUGGUGGCUGGUUGCUAUGGGAGACAAGAAAGUGACCAUGAAAAGUGUGGAGAUGCCGGAGGAGAUGCAGAAAGCGGCUAUAGAAUUUUCCAUCCGGGCUAUCGAAAAGUACAGAAUGGAGAAGGACAUUGCAGCCUGCAUCAAGAAUGAAUUCGAUAGAAAGUUUGAGCCAACAUGGCACUGCGUUGUUGGCAAGAAGUUUGGAAGCCUUGUAUCCCACGACCCUAACAAGUUCAUAUACUUUAACGUCGGGCAAACAGCUGUUCUUUUAUUCAGGGUCGGAUAA